Molecule: messenger RNA, 3657 nt
Organism: Psilocybe cubensis
Lineage: Eukaryota; Fungi; Basidiomycota; Agaricomycetes; Agaricales; Agrocybaceae
Exons: 3
Coding region: 1-3657 (1218 amino acids)
Molecular function (GO): protein binding
Source: RefSeq, a predicted model, not a curated record
AUGGAAGCCGACGAGGAGAUACAAUUCCAGCUGUUCCAUGCUGCCUGUACGGAGCACAUGAGAUCCGAAGCGUCACUAGAUGUGGACGAUUUAAACAGAGCAAUUUCGCUUUACUGCUUCGCCCUUUCCAAGAUACCUCAAAGCAGUACUUUGCACCGCCAAGGUCUAUUCAAUCUUUCCUGUGCCCUAGAGGACCGCUUCCGUAAAAACGGACUACUGGAAGAUCUCGAUAAAUCGAUUGCAGUUGGGCGUGGUGCGCGCAAUCUUGUACCUACAAAUGACAGUAACCAACAUAUUUUCCUCGACAACCUUGCUGCCCAGCUUCAAACUCGUUUCAAACACACAGAACAGCUCCGAGACAUCGAUGAAUGUAUUGCUUUACGGAGAGAUGUAUUGGAAAUGUCACAUUUGCCAGCUGACCGGCGCCAUAUAUUUCUUCGUAGGCUUGCACGAGCGCUCGAAAGCCGAUUCGAAGUGGAGAGAGACAUAGAAAAUCUCGAAGAGGCAAUAUCUCAAUACAGGAUGAGCGUUGAUCUUAUAACGACUGAGUCUGAUUCUCAUCCAGAUCUCUCAAAUGCUGUUCGCUGCCUGGCUGACGCUUUGGUCGACUUGUAUGGAGAAACAAGCGAACAAAGGCAUCUCAAUGAAGCUAUCUCUCUAUUCCGCCGCUCAAUUUUGUGUGCAGGGGAUGCAGAAGAGAAAUACGAACCUCUUCACAACCUUGCGCACGCCUUGAAGACUCGAUUCGAUUGCAUGGGAUUACCAGAGGAUCUACGGGAGUGCAUUGACAUGCAUAGACAGGUGUUUAAUUCAUUGCCUCAAUCACAUCCCGAUCGACCGAUAUACACGAUCAAUCUUGCUAAUGCCAUCAUGGCAAGGUAUGAUCUAAGUGGUCAAGAGGCUGACCUUCACAGCUCCAUCGCAAUGUAUCAGGAAGCCGUAGAUUUGGAACGAGCGCAACCAACGGGGACCGCUGGUUCAAAUGAACAUAUGGCCAUUAACAACUUGGCGACUGCGCUCGUGUAUCGGUUCGAACUUAACGGCGAAAGAGGUGAUCUCGAGCAAUCUAUAGCAUUGCACAAGGAUAACCUCGCGCGUAUGCCCUCUCGAGACCCCAGACGUGCUGAAUAUCUGACCAAUCUCGCAAACUCCCUUAACGCUCUGUCUCGCCAAACUGGUGAUCGAGCCACUAUGGACCAAGCCAUUUUGACUUAUAGGGAAGCCUUUGAACUAUUUACACCGUUACACCCAAUGCGAUCGCGAUUUGUCAAUAACCUUGCACAGACUCUUCUGCUGCGUUAUGAACAAACCGGCUUUGAGAACGAUUAUGAAGAGGCGGUAACGUUACUCCGAGAAGCCUUACAGCGCCAUUCUGGUUCUCACCCCAGCAGGGGGUAUUCUCUCAUUAACCUCGCUAACGCACUCGGGGCGAAAACCCACACGAAAUCAAAGGAAGCGACUCGGGGUAGACUCGAGGAAGCAAUUUCCCUGUGCAGGGAGGCCCUAAACCUUUCUGAUUCUGGUCGUUCCAACAAUGCCACCAUCCUCAACAGUCUCUCAGGCACACUCCUGGAUCAGUAUAAAUUGGAUAACGAACAAGAGUACCUCAUCGAGGCCGUGCAACGAUACCGAGAAGCGGUGGAUCUCCUUCCUUUGCCCAGCCCUCUUCAACCCAUGUAUCUAAGCAAUCUUGGACAUGCACUACAUUGCUUAUUCAAAACCUCACGUGAAAAAGACCACUUCAUCGAAGCCGCAUCCUUGCAUAAAAAAGCACUUGAACUUUAUCCACCUUUUCAUUAUCAUCGAUACGUAUCGUUGAUGGAUCUGGCGAACCUUCUGGUACUUGCGUACCUACGUACAGAAGAGGUGGUAUAUCUAGAUUCAGCGAUGCUUUCCUUCAAGGCAGCGUCUCAGAACGCCUCUCAUAGUGCUUUUACUGCUCACAAUAUUGCUGACACUUGGUCGUAUCAUGCAGACGCUCUGGGACACACUUCCGCACUGGAGGCAUAUGAGGUUGCUUUGCGCAGCUUGUCGCAAAUGGCUUCCCUCAGCCUUGAUAUAUACUCGCGACAAGACACAAUUCAAACCUCCAGGUCGGGUCUAGCUUCGAAGGCAGCUUGGUGCGCCAUCAAGGUGGAAAAUUUUAACCAGGCGGUCGAGUUCUUGGAGGGAGGACGAGCCAUUUUUUGGGCACAAGCCCUACAUCUACGCACGUCCUUUGAUCGCUUACAGGAAAAAUCACCCGUUCUUGCGCAGAGAUUGCAGCAACUUGCAGGAGAAUUAGAGCAUGCAUCGUAUCGCAAUUCGGUUUCUGCAGACCCCGCUAUGGAUAAUAAAUCCAAAAUGUCGCUCGAGGCACAAGAAGCUCAGUUCAGAAAGCUUGAUGAUGAAUGGUCUAAAGGUAUUAACGAGGUCCGAAACAUACCCGGGUUCGAAGAUUUCCUUCAAUCCCCACGAAUAGAAUCUCUCCGACGAGCGGCAAGUGACUGUCCCAUUAUAUUCCUUGUGCCGGGACAAGACGUGAGCGCAUGUCUUGUUAUGACUGCUCAGACAGUCCACUAUAUAUGCCUUGAUAAUCUUUCAGAAGAGACCUUGCUUAGCCUGGUGACCAUAACAAGGUUGGCGUGCGGUCCAACCCCUGAUCUAAGAGGAGAAGUGGACCAAUUCAUCUCUGUCCAGGAAAUCUGGACCGAUGAUAUGCUGGAAAAAUCACCUGCGCUGAACAGAUUAAGAUCGAAAGGCGCAUUCGGUCGGCGUAGAACAAGGCCUUCGUCCGACAGUCUAUUUGAAUACGUCUUACUCACCCUAUGGGAUGACCUUGUCAAGCCUAUAAUAGACGCUCUUGGUUUCCAGAAAUUACAAUCACCCCAGCGUGUAAAAUGGUGUCCAUCUGGACCUUUCUCUUUUCUUCCUAUCCAUGCGGCGGGAUGUUACAAUCUAGAUCAAGGUUCAUUACAGUGUACCUCUGACUAUUUGGUGUCAUCAUACAUACCUACAGUUGGUCUACUCUUAUCCUCAGUGACGAAGAAGAAUACAACAUCGGAAGGGGUACCUUUUCAGUUCUUGGCUGUGUUGGAUCCAGAGUUGCCGUCCGCCUCCAUCGAACUCCAUAAAAUCAAGAAACAGGCUCCGUCUGACUGCAUUAUUGAACUUGGAUCUACGGGUGGCCCAGGUGCUACCAUCGACACAAUCUGUUCUCAUCUACAAACAGCAUCUAUUGCUCACUUUGCAUGCCAUGGAAUACAGGAUCCAUCAAGUCCUCUGGACAGUUCACUUUUUGUUCACGACGGGAAGUUGAGCAUUGUGAAGAUCAUGCAACAAUCUAUCCCCAACGGUUCUCUUGCGUUUCUCUGCGCAUGUGAAACAGCCAUGGGGGAUAUGGCAGUACCUGAUGAAUCUAUGAGUAUUGGCGCGUGCAUGUUGUUCUCUGGGUACAGGAGCGUCGUUGCUACUAUGUGGAAAAUAGCCGACGAGGACGGGCCUACAGUUGCUGAUGCGUUCUAUGCAAAACUCUUCGAAUCAGUGGAUGACAAAGCGAAUCCAUUGAUGCCUGAUAUUUCCCAAUCCGCACAAGCGCUUCACAACGCUACGCUCCAGUUACGUCUCAGUGGGGUAGGAUACCGACGAUGGGUCCCAUUCGUACAUUUGGGGAAUUAA